AAAGAUGCCUAAUAUGAGAUAGGCGCUAAAUAUGAGAUAGGAAGAUAUUGGUCAAACUACUCACGUCAGUCAUUUGGCGCUAGUGUGGCUCGGAUUGACACAUCAACAGUGCUAAACGUCUGUCAGUUCGCGCCGGCUAACGGCAAUGUAAGAACGUGUGCGUGUUGGUUAUUUCAACAUCGUAAAACCAAAUAUUUUUCAUCAAAUGUUUACAAGAUGCCUCCCAUCAAAAGAAAGACCUGGGACCACGCUGCCAUGAUACAGGCUGUGAAUGCAGUACGAAGAAAAGAAAUGGGUUACUUAAGAGCAGCGAAACAAUUUGGUGUUCCUAAGGGUACCCUUGAGCGCUAUGUGAAAAAGGAUGUCCGCGCAGAAGAUCUUGUCCAGGUUCGUAUGGGAAGACGGCCAGCCUUGCCUAUUGAUUUAGAAGCCGAGCUGGAAAGGUAUUGCAAAGAAAUGGAUAGAAGAUUUUAUGGCUUACGUCUGCAGGACAUUAAAUACAUGGCGUUUCAAUUGGCAAUUAAAAAUAAUUUGAGGCAUCCUUUCAGUGUUACUAAAGCUUCUGCUGGUAAAAAAUGGCUUCGUGGAUUUUUGAGGAGACAUCCUACAUUAUCUAUUAGGACACCUGAAGCAGUUUCUGCUGCUAGAGUAAAAGGAUUUAAUCCAGUUGCAGUCGCCAACUUUUUUGAUUUGUACGAGCCUGAACUUGAUAAGAUAAAAUCCGCUCCACAUAGGGUAUACAACGUUGACGAGACAGGAAUAACAGUAGUUCAACAUAAACGUUCCAAAGUUGUCAGUAUGAAAGGCAAAAAACAGGUCGGUGCGUUGACAUCUCUGGAAAGAGGAAAGCUCAUGACCAUAGUGACCUGUAUGAACGCUUGUGGUACCUACGUGCCUCCAUUAAUAGUUUUCCCAAGGAAAAAUAUGGCUCAAGACCUAAUGGAUGGUGCACCAGCAGGUUCCAUUGGCGAUUGUCAUCCGUCAGGCUGGAUCCAGACACACCUAUUCACAAAGUGGUUUCAGCAUUUUAUCAACUUUACAAAGCCAAGUAAAGAUGAUCCAGUUUUAUUGGUUUUAGAUGGCCACUACACACACACGAGAAACAUCGAUCUUAUUAAUUUAGCUCGAGACAACAACGUAAUUAUAGUUUGUUUACCGCCACACUGCACUCAUAGAAUGCAACCAAUGGAUGUAGCAUUUAUGAAGCCACUAAAAGCUUACUACUCCCAAGAAAUUGAAACUUGGCUGCGUAAUAAUUCGGGGCGCACUCUAACAAACAAAUAUGUGGCUAGAUUGUUUGGUGCGGCUUAUGAAAAAGCUGCUACCAUGACCAACUCCGUUAACGGUUUUCGCAAAGCUGGGUUAUUUCCGUGCAAUCGACAUAUUUUUACAGACGAAGAGUUUUCAAUCUUUAAUGAUGGGGAUGAAGAGCAAGAUUUACUUAAUGUUCAGAGAAAUGACGAGAACGCAGAUCUGGAAGAUACUAGUUAUGUGCUUACUUCGAUUGAAAACCAAUCAGAGCCAACUGAAAUCUUACCCAAUAGCGGAAUUACAAAUGACAAUCCUUCAGAUGAGUACCAAGGAUUAGCAUCUUCUAAAACAGCCUCAACAGCUAGUGUUUAUGACAAUCCAGUACCCAGUACAUCGUCUUCUGUCUCCCCGUUUGCACUUAAGCCAGUGCCCAGGCUACCUAAGAACAAUUCUUCUUCUAAGAAAACCCGAACUGGAGCAGCUUCUAUAGGUAAUCACGGCAUCUCCGUAUAAGAAGUCAUUAGAAGAAUCCCUAAAUAAAAAACAAGAAAAAGAAAAUAAGAAAGGACAGAAGAAACAAUCAGUUAAAAAACAGCAGACAAUGAAAAAAAAACCUAUUAAAAAGAAAAAAGCUGAAGAAGUUAGUUCCAGUUCCGAAGACGAUGACAUGCCUGAGCUGGCAGAUAGCAGUGGGGAUGAAUAUGAUGCUGAAUGUCCCUACUGUAGCGGUAACUUUUCGCAGGAUACAAGAGGAGAAAAAUGGGCCAAAUGUGAUAGUUGUUUUAAAUGGGCUCAUGAAGAUUGUGGAGAUGUAGCAUCGAAUCGUUUUUUGUGUUCAUUAUGUUUAGAUGUGUAAGACAUGGUAAGACUAAAAAAUAAUUUAGAAAAGAUUUUAA
Messenger RNA from Spodoptera litura, 2147 nucleotides. RefSeq lists its product as uncharacterized. Lineage: Eukaryota; Metazoa; Arthropoda; Insecta; Lepidoptera; Noctuidae. Gene Ontology annotation, cellular component: nucleus. Gene Ontology annotation, molecular function: DNA binding. The record is from RefSeq and is a predicted model, not a curated record.